CGCAUCCUCGCAACAUCACCUCCCCAACUGUUGAGCACAUGGCCCAAGAUUUGGCCCCGGACUGGAUCCUACAGCAAGCCCUCUCUGCUCAGAAUACAGCCCACAAUGCAUUUGUCCGAAGCAAGCCGGAGCUGAGAGCACAAGAUGGAGGGCUCACUCUUGCGGUGCUCGGGUGCGGCACCAUGGGCAGUGCCAUCCUUGGAGGCGUCAUGGCCUCGUUGCAGUUGCAGUUGCAGUCCAAGUCAGACCACCGCACCAACACUCCACAUGCCAUCCCCGAUCGGCGACCAAACAAGUUCAAUGCCUGCGUAAAAACCUCCUCAAGCGCCAAAAGAAUCAGAGAAGAGCUUGGAAAAUACCACGCCGACCUCAUCGUCUGGGAAAACGACAACCUGGGCGCUGUAAAAGCAAGCGACGCCAUCAUACUCGCAUGUGAGCCCCACAUUGUAGGCCAUGUCCUGCGCGAAGAAGGCAUCAGAGACGCACUUGCAGGUAAGCUGCUCAUCAGCGUAUGUGGCGGAGUCCCAGAAACCUACAUUCACGAUACUCUCUACCAAUCCGCGCCACCUCCUCCACCACAGUCACAGUCACAGUCACACACCUCGAAAUGCACCAUCGUCAUAGCAAUCCCCAACAUCGCUGCCUCAGUCUGCGAAUCCAUGACUAUAAUCUCUGCCUCUGCUGCUCUUUCGGAAGAAAACUCCACCCUUGUGAAUUGGAUCUUUAGCAGAGUGGGUAGGGUCGCGAAUGUUCCUUCGUCGCGCAUGAAUCCCGCUACGGCUUUAUGUGCUUCGGGACCUGCGUUGUGUGCGGUCAUGAUGGAGGCGAUGGCUUCGGGUGCUAUUGCCAAGGGCAUGCCUCGUGCGCAGGCCUAUGAGAUGGCUGCACAAGCUAUGAAGGGUGCGGCGAGUUUGGUGCUUGAAGGAGAACAUCCGGCGCUGGUUCGCGAUCGUGUCUCGACGCCGGGAGGCUGCACGAUUGCGGGCAUACAAGUUUUGGAAGAAGGCUCGUUUCGUGGAGUCGUGGCGCGAGCGGUUCGGGAAAGCGCUGCUACGCUAUCGCUGCUGGCGGGUGAGCGCCAGCCGGAGGAAUAAUGCUUCCUGCGCAGAGCAGUGCUUUUAGAUAGACUAGACAUCCCGUGGACGUAAUCGACUCCACUUCCAUUCUCAG
This is a messenger RNA of Pseudocercospora fijiensis CIRAD86, 1170 nucleotides long. RefSeq lists its product as uncharacterized. Gene Ontology annotation, molecular function: pyrroline-5-carboxylate reductase activity. The record is from RefSeq and is a predicted model, not a curated record. The transcript has a single exon. NCBI's taxonomy places the organism in Eukaryota, Fungi, Ascomycota, Dothideomycetes, Mycosphaerellales, Mycosphaerellaceae. Bases 39 to 1094 code for a protein of 351 amino acids. Gene Ontology annotation, biological process: L-proline biosynthetic process.